UAUAUAUAUCACCGCGUUCGUCUCGACGCGAGGAUUUCAGAUCUGAAAACCUUUUUACGAGUUGCAUCUCCUAACUCCGUAGAUCUGAAGUCAAAGUUCGGUCUUCGUCAAACUCCGGCGAGCUUUUCCGGCGAAAACCGACACCACCAUGGAGUUCCUCUCUUCGAGCUCUACGCCGUGGUGUGGUGGAUUGCAUGAAUCCGAUGUCGGCUCCGUCGUCUUCCCCAACUCCGGCGAGCUUUUCGGCCGUCAUUGUUCAUCUCUGACCGAAAGAACCGUGACCAUGCUCCUGUUUCUCCGGUUUCUGUUCGUGCGCACGCCGCUGUGCGCCAUCACCGGCCGUGCGCCUGGCUCCUGGCCCGGCCACCGCCGCCUGCACCACCCACCCGAAGCCCCGCCGCACCGGAGCCCCGGCAGGCCGACGGCCAGGAGCUGCGCCAUGCUCCUGGCGUGAGGAGGAACGCCACUUUUCAAUCUAGCCCCUGGAGAAUCUGUUAAUUUUUGUUCAUAUUUCUUGUGUCUUUCAAACCUUAUAGAAAACCCCCUGUAACUUUCAGUUCCUUGCAAUCUGAUCCAAGCCAUCCUCUUUUGCAGAUCUAACCCCGAAGAUCCAUCUAUUCGCAGUGACUAUUCUCUGAGUCUUGGUAAUCUUCUCAGCUAACCCUCCAAGUCUACGGUUAAUUAUGUUUAGGCCCCUACAACCUUGUUUAACCCAUAGAUUCUACGUUUUAAUUCCGUUUUUAUCCGUUCAA
Setaria italica (foxtail millet) is the source of this 752-nucleotide messenger RNA. RefSeq lists its product as uncharacterized. The transcript is spliced from 2 exons. The record is from RefSeq and is a predicted model, not a curated record. NCBI's taxonomy places the organism in Eukaryota, Viridiplantae, Streptophyta, Magnoliopsida, Poales, Poaceae. Bases 149 to 454 code for a protein of 101 amino acids.